This is a messenger RNA of Closterium sp. Yama58-4, 696 nucleotides long. NCBI's taxonomy places the organism in Eukaryota, Viridiplantae, Streptophyta, Zygnematophyceae, Desmidiales, Closteriaceae. The record is from the annotation of a GenBank genome assembly.
AUGGAUGGAGAAGAGGAGACAGACUCGGCGAAUAAGGUGCAGGAGUCGGAUCGUGAAGGCGAGACCAAGGGCGAUGACGAGUUCCAGGAGGAAGGCGCAGGCGAGCAUCGCGAGAUGCCCGCUGGAGUCAAUGACGACGAUCCCGCGCAGGCAGGCGUGGCGGUGAAGCCAAGCGCGGCGGCGGCGGACGGACAGAGCGGUCGAAAUCUGCCGCGCGGCGGAGAGGAAGGUGAUGGCGGGGGGCGUGGCAGUGGCGGACGCUCUCCAGAUCCGCGUCGGCGACGUGACGGAGAACGCGGCGGCGGCAUGCGCUCGCCUGAUCCACGGCUGAAUCGUGACGGAGGGCGCAGCGGCGGUGCGCGCUCGCCAGAUCCACGGCUGAAUCACGUGAAGGAACGUGGCGGCGGCGCGCACUCGCCAGACCCGCGGCUAAAUCGGGAUGUGGGACGUGGCGGUGGCGGACGCUCGCCAGAAUCGCGGCGGAGCCGUGAAGGGGAGCGUGGUGGCGGCAUGCGCUCGCCAGAUCCACGGGUGAUGCAGGAGGAGAAGCGUGGAGGCGGCCAUCGCUCGCCAGAUCCACGGCAGCACCGAGACGGUGGGCACUGGGGCGGAGCGCGCUCACCGGAUUCACAGAGGUAUCACGACUGGAGGAGCGGGGGGGAUCGGCGCUCGCCUGGUCCCUAUCACCCCCCUUAG